Molecule: messenger RNA, 3150 nt
Organism: Pleurotus ostreatus (oyster mushroom)
Lineage: Eukaryota; Fungi; Basidiomycota; Agaricomycetes; Agaricales; Pleurotaceae
Exons: 9
Coding region: 1-3150 (1049 amino acids)
Source: RefSeq, a predicted model, not a curated record
AUGACCAGGGCCAAGCGUCGACGUGUCGGCGCCACUUCUACGUUCAGCUUCUUUGAAGACACCGAAGAUUCGGUUGGUUAUCGUCACAUCUCAUACGAGAGCCACGGCACUUCCCUUCAUCGGUCGACACAAUCUAUUUUCCUUCCCCCAUCCUCAAGUCAACCUGCCGCCGAGAUUAUCUGGAACGACGACUACACCGAUGCCGAGCCAACACUGGGUGCAUCUGACUCGCAGGGCCCCCUCCCCGACCCCGGAAAUUUUGGAGACCUCGAUUUAGCAUAUAUCCAGGAGAUUUCUGAGCUCGACGUGGAUCUGGCCAAAAGGCGGAAUCGGACAGCUGCAGAUGAACCACUCUCCAGCUGGCUCCCAUUUCGACAGCAAUACCUUCUUCAACUCCUCAGGAAGGCCGGUCGCGGUCGGGCGCCUGACGACAUUGCUUGCCCUGGCUGCUCAGCCACCGCCGCCGAAGCAAUUUUCAGAUGUUUAGACUGUUUUGACGAGACGCUAUACUGUGAAGCAUGCAUCGUGAGCAACCACGGUCGGGUGCCAUUUCACCGGAUUGAGCGCUGGACGGAGGAGCUACACUUCGUCCCAGAGACUCUCAAGGCACUGGGACUACGCAUACAGCUAGGACACGAUUGGGGCAAGGUCUGCCUAAACCCUACUCGUGCGAAGGCCGACACGUUUGUGGUCCUUGACGUUCAAGGAAUCCACGAAGUUGGCCUUGACUUCUGUGGAUGUCAAAUUGCCCAACCGCUAACCGUCCAACUGCUACAACGUGGGCUAUUUCCAUUGACCGUCUCAACUCCACAAACCGCCGCCACAUUCCAGGUCCUCGAUCUCUUCCAGAUGCUGUCAGUUGAGGGCCAGGUAUCUGCGUUCAAAUUCUACAAGACGUUAGCUCGGUUAACUGACAAAACAGAAAUUGAUCCCCCUCGGGACCGUUACACUCAAUUCCUGCGCAUGAGUCGGGAAUGGAGGCAUCUCCAUCAGCUCAAGCGCUCAGCUCGUGGACAUGAUCCGGAAGGCGUCGAGAAGACGAAACCAGGUGAACUCGCCGUGCUUUGCCCAGCAUGUCCACAACCUGGUAUGAAUAUGCCAGAGACCAUUGAAGGUGACGAUUGGCUUCACGCGUUAUUCGUUGGAAUUGACGCUAACUUCCGUCUCAAACGGAAAAACGUCUCAAGCGACAUCGCGGAUCCCGGGCUUAGUCAAGGCUGGGGUUACUUUGUUGACGAUGUAUUGUACCAAGCACACGUCACGAACGAUGAAACGGCCGUUGAGAAGAGCUCAUGUGUCUCCCAUAAGGCUGUCAACGACGCAGACAAGCGUCCUGAAAAGGGGCUGAUAGUGAAUGGUGUGGGCACGGUUGAAUGCACCCGGCAUGAUUUCAAGCGGCCUUUAUCAGUCGGUGAUCUACGAUAUGGGGAACGAUAUGUGAACAUGGACUACCUCUUUUUCUCGAGCGUCCAGCCGGUGGCAUCGAAAAUCCCUCGAAUCAUCGUGUCAUAUGACAUUGCCUGCCAAUGGCAUAUCCAUUUGUGGCGCCGCAUGCAGUCUCUUCCCCCCCAUUUACAAUACACGGCACCUCAGGAGUCCGUGACAACACUCGUACCCAAGUUCCACCUCCCUGCCCACAUCAGUGUCUGCCAAGCGCAAUUCUCAUUCAACUAUACCCCUGGUGUAGGACGGACAGAUGGAGAGGCCCCGGAACGAGGCUGGGACUAUCUUAACCCCGCAGCCAAUCAAACCAAGGAAAUGGGCCCAGGGUCUCGCCGCGAGCUGCUUGAAGACUUGAUGAGCGAUAGAAAUUGGAAAAAGACUGUCGCAAUAGGGAAUACUUUGCUUCGACGUAUGAAGGAAGCAGUUCCCCAGUGUAGCGUCCACGUUGAAAACCACCGCGAGCUUGAGCGUCAUAUAGAGCUAGCAACGAUCCUGGAAUGGCGUGCCGUUGUGGAGGCAUGGGAGGCCGAUCGCUCAAGCCCCAAUCCCUACAUGGCAGAGACAACGUCAAUAUCACAGGACGCCAUCCGCCUACGCCUCGCUGACGUUGAAGCGGCUGCUCUUGCAGCUGGUACCCUAAACCAACUUCAUGACGAGGUAACACCCUCUAUGUACAUCGCCUCAGGAAUGGAUCUCGAACAACAGCAAUACCAACUACUGGAAUCUCUUGCAUCCCUCGGCCAACAUGCCACUGAUCGCCAGCGUCUCAUGGUCAUCAACCGCGCAAACACUCUGCGCAUGAAAAUAUCAAAUUUCUACGACGUCCAGAAGCUCUAUUGCCCAAGCGCCUUCUUGGUGGUCUCCCGGGCCAACGACUCUAAUCAGCUGUCCAACGCCACAGAGGACGUGGGCCGUCUGAACCUCUGCCUGCCAUCUAGCUUCAGAAUCAAAGCUGGUUGCUCCCAGGAAUUGCGCGAACUUGAAUGGGAAUUACGAUACGCUCAAGCACACGAUGCUCUGAAUGCCAUUCGGGCAGGACUCCACCUCCGAGUCUCGGUUUUUCGCCACAAGGAUCGUUUCGAUUGCGGCCAGCACGCCCUCACCCGUGCAAUGGGCAAUGUCUCAUGGGUGCAAAAUCAAAUCGAUGGGGCCGCCCAUCGCUAUCGCGUUGCUAGAACAGCCCUCUCUGUGCUCGCACGGUUUCUCACGAAGGAUGUCAGUUGGCGAGGGGAACUACAGGAACUCAAGGCGGAGGACAUUCGCGGACUUGGAGUCGCGGAUAUGGAUAACACCAGCGAAGGUCGCCGUACGAUAUCGUGGAUCUGGCGGACUGUUGGUGUGGACGGCGAUGAUGAAGACAGUGGCAGCCUCCAUAGCUCGCUUUGCCUGGAGUGGGCAAAGAGCCGUGCGCGAGCCUUACGAUGGGGUGAAGAGGUGCUACUCUUGAAGGAGGAAAUGCGCCGUGUCCUUGCCUUCCUUCGCUGGCAGGCGGAAUGGUGGGAGAGCAAGGAGCGCAAUGACGGUGAAGAUGCCCCCGAUGUCAUGACGGAGGGAUUAAACACGUACGCCCGGCGACAAGCUGCCAUUCGGAUUCGGUUGGCCGCGAGUUUUGCAACGAAGUGGGCUAGCAUCCCUGAUUUUUUAAAGCUGUAUAACCCCCUUGACCCCCAUGCAACACCACAAGCGGACGCCGCCGCGACCCCGUAG